Messenger RNA from Chlamydomonas reinhardtii, 1121 nucleotides. RefSeq lists its product as uncharacterized. The transcript has a single exon. The record is from RefSeq and is a predicted model, not a curated record. Bases 653 to 820 code for a protein of 55 amino acids. Lineage: Eukaryota; Viridiplantae; Chlorophyta; Chlorophyceae; Chlamydomonadales; Chlamydomonadaceae.
AGUCAUGGGCGCUAGGAGAUGGUGCUGUCCAUCCUGGCGGGUUUGGGGAAGCGCCCCACGAGCAGAACUAGGGGCCAAACGCAGCCCCACGAGUUUCGAAUAUGCACGUUAAUCCAUAACAAGCACAAACAGAGUGUGGGGUAGCUUACUUGCGCGUCCUUGCGUGGACAUGUCGGCACAAGUGCCCAAAUGUCAGCACAUAUGCGCUGGGCUUUCAAGCGCUGGCGUGCAUGAGUUCAUGCAGUCACCACAGGCCACAACGGCGAACCAGCCGACUCACCCCGCCAUCCAGUUACCUAGUCAACCCACUAACAGGCACGCAAAGAAAGAGGAUACUGGCAGGAGCACUUCGAAACCACUGCGAAAACCGAACCGGCACUGAACAACCUUCUAGGUUAGACUCGCCCACCCCAUCAACGGCGCGUGGCACAGCCGGCCACACUACACCACAACCCGAACCCAUCACAACCCUUCACAGCAAGUAGAUUCUGCGCAAACCCUCAGCAGCAGCCCGCAACCCUCAGCACGCAAGGCAAGACCGCCUGGACCGCCCGAAGCCACGAACACGUGAAGAGGCAGCUGGACGUCUGAUGAAUUGGGAACACCCGCCCGGCCGCUCUCUAGCUCGUGAUGCCCUCCCUGAGGUUGGACUAUGCCGGCCCGCCAGCUAUCUAAAACCCCUCACCACUCCAGCUGCAUUGGAUAUGGCGACGGGCUGCUGGCUUCCAGGCCCAACACACGGCCCAACAUACAUUCGUACACAUGGCACGUGAUGCACCAGCCCCAUUCCGUGCCCCUUACAUCCCAAAUCGACCCCUAACAUCAUGGCCGCAAGGAGAAGCCUACAACACGGGUUUGCCAAGGUCCGCCCCGUCGCCCGCUUGCCAGGCUAUCCCGAAUGGCGGGAGAAUGGCAAAGCAAGUAUGCCAGGAUGUGGGUGGACGUCAUUGAAUUUUAAAUGCUAUCUGGUAGCAGCAAUUGCAAGCGGGCGUGCUCAAAGGACCUUUCGGGCGCAGUGUCGACGCGGCGCCCGUGUCACAGUCGUCGUGACUUUUGCCCGACAGCGGACAGGCUAUGCAGUUAUUUUCUGCAAGUUGAAAUUGUUGUAAGCACAGUAUGGA